AUUUUCUUUUCCUCUCCAUAGCAGUUUGUUGGGAAAAAAAUAAUAUUUAUUUUUGAAAAAAAAACGUACACAGCUUGAAGAAGCGGCAGCACUGUUGUUGGAUCCUUUCUUCGUUCUGUUCUGCUUCAGAUCUACAUCUGGUGCUCCAUUUUGAAAGUUUCUCUGGCGUUGUCCGCACGAGAGGGAGUUUAUUUGGCGGUUGAUUUCUAUUUAUUACUCGGAACGGGGCAGAUUUAGUUGAUCUGAAUCGGGGAGAUCGAUGCUCUCGGUGAUUCAAUUAAUGAUGGAGGACCUUGUACUUGUUGGAUUGUCCAGUUAGAUAGUCAGUUUAGAUCUGCUGAGGAGGAAUUCUAGCUGCUUAAUUUGCAAAUCGAAUCGAUAAAAUUUUGGUUUUCUAGCUUGUUUCUGAUAAGUUGGACUGAGUUGUAGUGUUGAAUCAAGUAGAAUACUCCUUGAAUCAGACUUAAUCGGCCACUAAGGUACUGUUGAAUCACUUGUUAUUGCCAUGGAAACCCUUGUUGUGGUGCAGCACAGGAACCAAUACUGCGGCAAACCCAAGGCUCACAGUCCCGCUCGAUUUGGGUCAUCGUCUUCCAGGGACUUUAGGGGGAUCGAUUGUAGGACUUUUCAUUCGGGAACAGGUAUCCUCCCAACCCCAUUCAGAUCUUACAGUUCACCUUUAACUGAACCGCCCCACCCAUCUUCCCCAAAAACACCAUCACCGCCAGUCAAUUCAAACUCCGAUAGGAAAACCCUCAGUAAAAUUACUCCCAAAAGCGCACCAAUUCCAAUUAAUGUGGGUGCUCGUGACAAAAUGAGACCCUUCAGUGAUGAAGUCCCUGAUGGAAAUCUGUUGUUCUCAGAACUUUGGGCUGGUCCCACCUACUCAAAUUCGCCUCCACCGAGUUCUUUGCCAAUCCCCAAAUUUUCUGUGCGACCAAAGAGGACCGUGUCUCUUGAUCUGCCUAGUUCCUCCCCUGAGAUCACAAUGCACCCACUUGCUAAGUCUGCGCCUGCAUCCCCUGCCAGGGAGCAUUCCCCUUCUAAAAGAGACCUGUUUUGUAGUACUGAUUCUGCAACUAAGACUCUAUGUCGCAUUCUCAACCUUAACAUAAAUGAUGAUUGAGGCAAGUAGAGCGUCGGGCUCCUGUAAAUAAAGUCUACUGUGCAACUCUGUUGAUGUUAGAUAGAUGUAUAUAGAAAUCGAAUAAAAUUUGUAGCCUGAGUCAGUUUGAGUUCAUUUGUUUAGCCUUCAGUGGUGGUGGUGGUGGUGCCUUUGAUAUUUAGGGUUGGGGUUGGUCAACAAUCUCCAGAGGAAUUUGGAUCGAGCUUUGGCGUGGAGAGGGUAAUGAUGUGUAAACCUGAGAUAGAGCAGGGCUUGCUGCUGGUGAUGUGGGAUGGACGGAAGGUGCCAAGAAAUGAUCGGGAGGCAGAGAAGAGUAAUCGUAGGAGUGGUACAGUGUAGUCUUGGUUGACUAUUAUUUAAUCCAUUGGGCCUGAAGGAAGCUGCAUUAAAGUUGAAUCUUCAAGUUAUGUAGUUUUUAGCGUUUUCUCCACAUAGAAUGGUUGAUUUCUUUUAAUCUUAAUUUUAGGCCUCUUGCUCCAGGUGCUUUGUACAUACUGUAGAAUCUUAAACUUAUAGAAACCCAACCCACUCUUUAACCCUUUAGAGCUCAUUUAUUUGCUUUUUCUUUCCUCCUUUCAUGGUCUGAUUCAUGUAUCGGUCAAAUUCUCUCUUCAACAAUUAACAGUGAAAGUUGCCCUACUUUCCUUCAUGAUUCCUUGCAUGCUAAUUACUACCUCACUGAACUAUCUCCUCGCCUGUUGAGGCCUCACUUCUUAGCAGCCCUCUGAACGUUUGUCCCUUCUGUAUCUUUUCUGCCUUUUUUACAAGGAAAAGUUGGAAGGGUUUAGUUACAGUCCUUUGUAAGCGUUUGCUUCAAUUUAAGGUUAAACCAUGUCACACUACUUCGUAGUAAGUUUCAAACGAACUGCUGUCUGUCCCAUGGUUGCCCUAGGGUAACGCAUCUGUUCUCUGUCUUGGCCUGGCUCUAUCUUCCUUGGAUUGGAGAAUGUUGACCUUGCUUUGCUAAAUUUCAAGGAAACUGUAGGAGAAGCGUAAUGGAGUCAUAAGACGUGGUCAUUGUCUUCUGCGUGGUCCGUUGUGUUGCGAGAUUUCUGAGUCAGUUUUUCUUUCGCGUCAUUUAUGGUUCGCAAAUCUGUCCUUUGGUUGCUUUUUGUGUUUUGUUCUCCUCAAUUUCUGGAAACUGUAGUGUCCGCGGAAAUAAAUCUAGUGACUAUUAUCAUCAUAUAUUAUUAUCUUUGAUUCAAAUAUGAUGCCGAAUGCAUUGACUA
Molecule: messenger RNA, 2355 nt
Organism: Neltuma alba
Lineage: Eukaryota; Viridiplantae; Streptophyta; Magnoliopsida; Fabales; Fabaceae
Product: leucine-rich repeat extensin-like protein 5
Exons: 3
Coding region: 506-1126 (206 amino acids)
Source: RefSeq, a predicted model, not a curated record